This is a messenger RNA of Spea bombifrons (plains spadefoot toad), 2642 nucleotides long. RefSeq names its product suppressor of cytokine signaling 6 (gene SOCS6). Gene Ontology annotation, molecular function: 1-phosphatidylinositol-3-kinase regulator activity. Bases 242 to 1846 code for a protein of 534 amino acids. Gene Ontology annotation, biological process: intracellular signal transduction; regulation of growth; protein ubiquitination. The record is from RefSeq and is a predicted model, not a curated record. Lineage: Eukaryota; Metazoa; Chordata; Amphibia; Anura; Pelobatidae. The transcript has 2 exons. Gene Ontology annotation, cellular component: phosphatidylinositol 3-kinase complex.
CUCCUCCUCUCAUGGCCGGCUCUGUGGGGCCGCACGGAGCAGUGGAUUGGGUCGGAGAGAGGAGCUGGGGAAAUAGAGAUACGGAACGGCACAAGGAACCGUAGCAAUCGACAUGAGGUGAUUGUCACAGAAUCUAAAUGACGCCAUAUACACGAAGAAAUGAGGGAGUGAUUAAUGCCAGCGUGCGUGGACUAAUCCACUGGAAGAGUCCAAAACCAGCAGGGUGUGUUUUUUUGCCAUAAUGAAGAAAAUAAGUCUAAAAACAUUUCGCAAGUCUUUUAACCUGAGCAAAAGCAAAGAGGAGAGUGAUUUUGUAAUGGUACAGCAGCCUUCAAUGACAAAUAGUUUUAUGAAAGAUGAUUCCUUGUUUAGCAGCUGCUACAGCAAAGACUUGACAGGAUGUGAACUAAAUGGCGAGGAUGAAAAAGGGAGCAAAAACAGGCCAAAAAGCGAAGGCUUAAUGGGUACCUUAAAAAGACGCCUUUCUGCAAAGCAAAAGCAAAAAGGAAAGGGCAACACGUCUGUAAACUCUGCUGAAGAGGACACAUUUUCUUCUUCUUCUGCACCCAUAACUUUUAAAGAUGUGAGAUCUCAAAGGCCUUUAAGAUCGACAUCUCUUCGUACUCAUCACUACAGCCCAACGCCAUGGCCCCUGCGACCAACAAAUUCUGAAGAAACUUGCAUAAAAAUGGAAGUAAAGGUUAAAGCGUUGGUCCACUCCACCAGCCCCAGCCCUGCCCUGAAUGGAGUUCGAAAGGACUUUCACGAGCUGCAAUCUGAUAAUGUAUUUCAGGAACAAAGCAAUGCAUUGAAAAGUACAGAGUCCCACAAUGGAGACUUACAUCUACAUAUUAAUGAACAUGUGCCUGUAGUAAUAGGACUUAUGCCUCAGGACUAUAUUCAGUAUACUGUGCCUUUAGAUGAGGGAAUGUAUCCUUUGGAAGGAUCUCGUGCUUUCUGUUUGGACAGCCCUUCACCUAUGGAAAUCUCUACUGUACCUUCCCAAACUGGAAGUAGCAGCUUUCCUGAUGAGGAAAGUCAAGUGGCCCAGGAUGUAGUAGUGGCACCAGACAUCUUCGUGGAGCAGGCUGUUAAUGGCCUAUCACAUAGCACCAGUGGAGUUUUAUUUCAAAGCUCCAGGGUUAGUCACAGUGAUGUCCCUCCACUUUCACCAUUACUACCUCCAGUCCAGAAUAAUCAAAUCCAAAGGAACUUUGCAGGACUUAAUAGCACAGAUGCACACAUGGCUGAAAACAUGCGUUGUCACUUAAAUUUUGAUCCCAGUACUGCCCCAGGUGUGAGCAGAGUAUAUGAUUCAGUACAAAGCAGUGGGCACAUGGUAGUUACGAGCCUCACAGAAGAGCUUAAAAAACUUGCCAAACAAGGUUGGUACUGGGGACCUAUAACACGCUGGGAGGCAGAAGAAAAAUUGGCUAAUGUACCAGACGGCUCUUUUCUGGUUCGAGAUAGUUCUGAUGAUCGCUAUCUUUUAAGCCUGAGUUUUCGCUCUCACAGCAAAACCCUUCACACAAGAAUUGAACACUCGAAUGGUAGGUUUAGCUUUUAUGAACAGCCAGAUGUGGAAGGGCAUACCUCUAUAGUAGAUCUAAUCGAACAUUCCAUCAGAGACUCAGAGAACGGAGCCUUUUGCUAUUCUAGGUCUCGCGUGCCAGGUUCUGCAACUUAUCCAGUCAGACUGACAAACCCAGUGUCCCGAUUCAUGCAGGUCCGUUCCUUGCAGUACCUGUGCCGUUUUGUAAUACGUCAGUAUACAAGAAUAGACUUAAUUCAGAAACUGCCUUUGCCAAACAAAAUGAAGGAUUAUUUACAGGAAAAGCACUACUGAACUUGUCAGAAUUUUGCAACUUGCACUUUUGGGAACAAAAAGAGAUUUCAAUACAGUUUACAAACUUUCAUCGUGAUCAGAAUAUUUUUGCUGCCAUACCAAUAUAUUAGUUUCGGAUAAAUGAGUGUAAUGCAUUAUUCUCUUCAUUCUUGUUUUAAAAGUAAAAUCUCAAAUUUCUUUUGAUGUGUGAAAUCACCAUCGUUUAUCAACAUUGAGAAAAAAUAAUAAUCACAAUGUGAAAUACUAGAUUUUCCUAUUUUUUCAUGUUCUUAGCUGCUAUCCACUGUGACUAUUAUGCAUUAAAAAGCACACAUUUCAUGUGUUCUUAACCACGCGCUGACAUUAAAUUAAACCUGUAGAUUGGAGCUUUGUUAACUGUUUUCUUAUGCUUUCUUUUUACAAUAUAAACAUUCAAGCUAUUUUUAUACCUAAAAAUAAGCAAAUUGUUUUGGGCUUAAUGAUCCAUGUGGAUUUUUUUUUAGGAUACAUACACGGUAAUUGAGGCAGACAUUCGAAUGGAAAGCUGUUGAUUGUUAAGACUUAUCCAUAAAAAAAACAAAAAAUCAUAUACAAUAUUUUUUAUUAUAUUUGUAAGCACAUUUCACAACAAUUGCGCAGCAGUGUGUUAAUUUACACAGCUAUUCCUGAGAGCGUUACAGUUAUCAUCCCAAGGUGUAUCAGUUAUAAAGAGAGAAAAAAACAAUGCAGCAAUGUCGCUCGGAAGUUAAUGAUUGUUUUGUAAAAGAAGACAAAAAAAAUGUAACCUUGAGAUUAAAAUCUUUGUAUUUUUCCAGAA